Molecule: messenger RNA, 2172 nt
Organism: Rotaria sordida
Lineage: Eukaryota; Metazoa; Rotifera; Eurotatoria; Philodinida; Philodinidae
Source: the annotation of a GenBank genome assembly
AUGUUACAUUUUACAAGAACAUUCAAUACUCCACCAAGAUUAUCACAAGAUAAUAUCUAUGCGGCUUUACGUACUAUUGAUUUAACAGGUCUAGCCGAAAAUAUAAAUAAAUCUCCUGCUUGGUCGACACCAAUCAAGCAACAACUUUCUCCAUCAAUUCCUUAUGCUUCUCCAUUAUUGAAUAAAUCGUUACAGACACCAACACAUGAUCGACCAACAUCUAUGCAUUACCAAUCUUCUUCAGAUAUAUCAAUUGAUCGUACUAAUCGACAACUUAUACCGUUCCUUUGUGCAACACCUCAUCUUGUUCAACUCAAUACAAAAUGGCAAGAACAGCUGAAGAUCGAGAAAGAACGAGUCAGACGAAGCUUAAUUACAGGCAACUAUGACAAAGAUGAUGAUACAUUGGAUUUAUUUGCUGCAAGAGAUGCCGUUGUAACAGUGAUGAAUCCAAAUAAUUAUAGUGCAAACAAUUUUGAAAACUAUGGUUCAGUUCUUCCAGUGCUCAAAGUCAUAAAUAACUUUCCUACUCAGACAAGUAUUAUUAAUGAAUUUACAUUAAACAGAGAACAACGAGCUGCAUUUAUGAUCAUAACAAGUCAUCUUGAUGGUGACACGCGAUGUCACAUAGGUGACAAUAAUGGUCAACUCAUAAUGUGUAUACCUGGUUGUGGUGGAACAGGCAAAUCGCAACUUAUUCGUGCUCUUACCAAAUACUUUCUCGUUACAAAAAGAAUGCAAAUGAUGAGAAAGCUUGCACCGACUGGAAUUGCUGCUGCUGAAAUAGAUGGAAUGACAAUUCAUUCAUUUUUGGGCGAACAACGCAAUUCAAGAAAGCCACGAACUAUUAAACCAGGCGACUCAAAGCUUGAAAAAGAAUGGAGACCAGUCGAAUAUCUUUUAAUUGAUGAGAUGAGUAUGGUUGGUUUAACUCUACUAGCAAAACUCAACCGAAUUAUUUCUACUGCAAAACAUGUCGAUCCUCAAGUUCCAUUCGGUGGUGUAAACGUUAUCUUCUUUGGUGAUUAUUUACAAUAUCGACCUGUAUUUGAUGCACCAUUACACACCCAUUUCACAUUGUCAUCUAAAAGUAAAUCGUGCAAGUUACCUACAGAAAAAGAAAUUCAACAGCGUGUUGCACGAUCUUUAAUACUUCAAAUUAACUGUGUGGUAAAACUUACGCAACAGAUGCGAACAGAAGAUUCACGGUACCUUCAGCUACUCGAACGUCUUCGUCAUGGACAAUGUAAUUAUGACGACUAUGAAUUAUUGCUGACACGAGUGGUUGGGCAACCAUCAGUAGACUCUCUCUGUGAUACGCCAUGGAAUAAAGCUCCGAUCCUUGUGUUCCGAAAUGAAGUACGAACACAAUUGAACAACAAGGCAGCAAUUCACAAUGCAGCUCAAUUAGGUCGCGUCUCGAUCGUAUGCGUCGCUCAAGACACUUGUAAUGGCAAAUCAAUUGAAGAUCCUAUACUUAUAAGAAAAUUGUUGGAAUUAUCUGAUAGCAAGACAGAGCAUUUACCUGGUUUAUUACCUUUUGUUCCUGGAAUGCCUGUUAUUUUAACACAAAACAUUGCUAUUGAACUUGGUCUUAUUAAUGGUAUAAAUGGAAUCUUUCGUCAAUUAGUCUAUCAGUCAGAUUCUGUAUCAGCAGAUGUUUUAUCGGAAAUAUUUCCAAAAAAUACACAAUACAUUCAUCGGCCAUUAUAUGCAUUAAUAGAAAUUGCUAAAUCAAAAGUUGAUUCCAAUCUUGAAGUACUUCAACCAAAACUUAUCCCAAUACCAGUAAUGGAACAAACAUUUCGGGUAGACAUUUUUGAUAUUAUUCCAAAAGACAAGAAACCAAAAUCAAAUCGAAAAGCAAUUUUAUCGAUUAAACGUCGAGCAUUACCAUUGGUGCCUGCUUAUUGCAUUACGACACAUAAAAGUCAAGGUCAAACAUUGAAUAAAGUUGUGAUCGAUCUUAAAUUACCAAAUGAAACUGAAGAUAUUGCCGCAGUUUAUGUACCAUUAUCUCGUGUAAAACGUUUGGCCGAUCUAAUCAUCUUACGGCAAUUUGAUUACAAGGUGUUACUAAUUAAACCAAGCAAAUCUCAAGUCACCGAAAUGGAAAGACUGGAUCAACUGUAUUUAGAAACUCAAAAAUGUUUUUCUCAUUGGUUUCAAUGA